UUCUUUGAUGUGUUGGUUAUUUUAAGCUAAAGAAGACGAGUAAUACCACCUUAAAUACACGAGCCCCAGUUCAGCGAGCAACUUAACUAGCCUUGACUUAUGCCUACUUAACUCAUAGUACCCUAGUUACUGCAUAGACAAGUUUGGACAUAAGUUAUGAAAAAUUGCUUCCACACUAAGCUAGAUCUGAAUCUCAAGACUUGGUCAAGGCCACUGCUGAGGAGAAGCAGGAAGAACAUCCGGACCAGGGUGUGGAGAAGCCUCAGGAGUACUAUCCUGGGGAAUAUCAUCCGGUGACUGCUGGAGAGGUCUUGGACAGACGUUACAAGGUUGUCCGCAAAUUAGGGUGUGGCAAAUACUCAGAAGUUUGGCUGUGCUGGGAUUGCCAAAAAAAUGUUCACGUUGCCGUAAAAAUAUUAAGAGGUGCUUACAGUACACGUGCAAGAGCAAUGGUAGAAAUUGAAAUGUUAGAGAGGGUAAAUGAAACAGAAGAUAAUGACAACGAAGGGAAACAAAGGAUUGUUAAGCUUCAACACCAUUUCGCAACAAAAGGCCCAAAUGGAACCCAUCUUUGCAUGGUAUUUGAAGCGGAGGAAAUGAACUUGUAUGAUUUGCUAAUACAUUCCAAAUUCAAAGGAAUUCCUUUAGAAAAUGUCCGAUGUAUUAUCAAACAGGUUCUAGAAGGGCUAAGUUUUCUACAUGAAAAAUGUGGAAUAAUACACACAGAUAUAAAACCAGAAAAUGUCUUGCUAUGUGUGGACAACAACUCUUUUUCUGAAACAUCAUCACUUGGCUGGAACAAACCUCAAGGUUCGGCUACACUACACAGGAAAGGACAAGGAAAGGAACAAAUUCUGGCAACAGGGAUUCACUACAAGGUACAGGACAUAGAAGGGAAACUGUCAGGAAAUUAUUCUUACAGCCCUAGGCAGACCUGAGUGCAAAAUUGUUAACACAUUUAGUAAAAAAAUACUGAUUCAAGUUGUAAAAAUAUUGAACUUGAAGAAGUUUGGAACAAUACAUAGGCAAUAAUAAAUUUGAUUAAAUUUACAGAGCUCACCCAAUGCAAAUAAAACAUGACACACUUUAGUAGCUAUUGUAUUAUAGUAUGUUCUAUUGUUGGUUAUUUAUAGAAAAAAAUGACUACAGUAUUUAGUCAGUGUGUCAAUAUUAAUUCGAUAUUAUGUCGCCAAAAUUAAAUAUGUGUUGUGUGUUUACUUAAUAUUAUUGAUAUGCACUACAUGAUUACUAGAUUGGACAAUGUAUACAAUUGUUAGACUGUAAUCUAUUAUAUAUGAUUUAUUUUAUAACAUUUUAAAAAUAACCUAACAUUAAGGCAACAAACACAUCAUAUUGUUCUGUUGUCUUCAAUACAAAUUGAACAGUUAAAAUAGCAAAAUCAGAAUCAGAAUCAAAAAUCUUUAUUAAUAUUGUAUGUACAUACACAAAUAGAAGAAUAAUAUUUUGUGAUUGUUACAAGUAUUAAAAAUAGAAUAACAAAAUAUUGUUUUCAAGAGUUUUUUUACAAUUUGGUAUUAAACUUAUCUCACAGAGAUAAAAGCGUUGAAGAAACUUCCGGAUGAAUGUAACUUUGUUAAGGUUUUCAGCGUAGUGAUUAUACUUAUAAUAGGGUAUACAGUGUACUUUCAGUAAUUUAAAUCCUGAAUAAAUCAAUACUUUUAAUAAUUCCAAAUAAAAGCUCAGUCCGUAGAAAAUCUCUUAAUAUUUCAAAGUUUAACCAUGAUUUUGAUACACUCGGUAUCAUAAUCAUAAUCAAAAUCAGAAUCAGUAUUUUGAAGUAUAAGCAUACAUUCUGUUAGCACAGUAGUUUGUCUUAAAUAAUAUAAUUUAUGACGUAAGGAUCAAUAGAAAAAUGCAAUAGAAAUAACAAUUGUUUGUAACUAAAAAAGCUGUUUUUUGUUGUAAAGUAACUAAAAUAAGUUCUUCAAUUGUAACACUCUGUAUCUAAAAUAAU
This is a messenger RNA of Macrosteles quadrilineatus (aster leafhopper), 1975 nucleotides long. RefSeq names its product serine/threonine-protein kinase SRPK-like. Gene Ontology annotation, molecular function: protein kinase activity; ATP binding. The coding region runs from base 450 to 938 and encodes 162 amino acids. Lineage: Eukaryota; Metazoa; Arthropoda; Insecta; Hemiptera; Cicadellidae. The transcript is spliced from 6 exons. Gene Ontology annotation, biological process: protein phosphorylation; regulation of mRNA processing; spliceosomal complex assembly. The record is from RefSeq and is a predicted model, not a curated record.